GGCAAUUCGAGCUGACGACACCGUAGCUUCAGUGAACCGAAACUUGAUCUUGUGCAUUGCGCGAAAGACCAUAUCAGCUGUCGCACCAAUCAUACGCUAGCUGACUGACCGCGCCUGAAGGCCAUCCGUCAUUGCUCUGGCUCUUUGUAUCUGCGCGUCGCUAGCGAAUUAUGUCUUCAAUGGAGGGAACACCGAUGCUGCGACUCAUCAUUGUCCUGUCAUUUGUCUUGGCCUGCGGCUUCCUACUCGUCAUCCUCUCAUGCGCGCUCUGGGAUAACUGGUACCCACUAUUCGUUGUCGCGACAUACCUCUGCGCGCCGCUCCCCAACGCCAUCGCAGCGAAAGUAGCAGAAUCAGAUGCAUUUGGUGGAGGCGGCGGCUAUGGCGACGAAGGCAGCAGUGCCGCAGUCGACUUUGGCAAGUUCCUGACCGGUAUUUUGCUUGUCACCGGCAUGGCACUGCCCGUGAUGCUUUACCAUACAGGCGAAAUCAAUCAAGCUGCUAUGAUCAUGUCUAUUUGCGGAGGAGGCUUGAUUUAUGGCAGUAUCAUUGCCUACACGUCUUUCUUCAGUCCAAGGGAGGAUUUUUAGAGUAGGGGCCUUUGUCGUUGGCGUCGCUUUCAUUGACCUUUGGUUCAUUUGAUCAGGAUUUGGCGACGUUGACCUGGCCCGUGUCUUGCUUAGCAGUUCAUCUGCUGUAGGUAUCAUAUAGACAAUCUGACGUGACUUUGGA
Messenger RNA from Protomyces lactucae-debilis, 732 nucleotides. Its product is annotated as vacuolar protein sorting protein 55. The coding region runs from base 171 to 590 and encodes 139 amino acids. Lineage: Eukaryota; Fungi; Ascomycota; Taphrinomycetes; Taphrinales; Protomycetaceae. The record is from RefSeq and is a predicted model, not a curated record. Gene Ontology annotation, cellular component: endosome; Vps55/Vps68 complex. Gene Ontology annotation, biological process: late endosome to vacuole transport via multivesicular body sorting pathway. The transcript has 2 exons.